Belonocnema kinseyi is the source of this 1393-nucleotide messenger RNA. RefSeq lists its product as uncharacterized. NCBI's taxonomy places the organism in Eukaryota, Metazoa, Arthropoda, Insecta, Hymenoptera, Cynipidae. The transcript has 2 exons. The record is from RefSeq and is a predicted model, not a curated record. The coding region runs from base 38 to 355 and encodes 105 amino acids.
CCUCGGAGGUUCGUUUUGUAGAAUCUCAUCCAGAAACAUGACCAGUAUCCUCCGAGGUUCGUGUGCAGAAUCGCAUCCAGAAACAUUCAGAAUCCUUCAAGGAUCAUGUCCAGAAACAUGUCCAGGAUCCUUGGAUGUCCAGAACAUCUCCAGGAUCCUCGGAUGUUCGUUUUGUAGAAUCGCAUCCAGAAACAUCACUAGGAUCCUCGAAUGUUCGUUUUGUAGAAUCGCACCCAGAAAAAUAUUCAGAAUCCUCCGAGGAUCGUGUCCAAAAACAUAUCAGGGAUCCUCGGAGGUUCGUUUUGUAGAAUCGCAUCCAGAAACAUUUCCAGGAUCCUCGGAUGUCCGUGUGUAGAAUAGCUUCCAGAAAAAUUACCAGGAUCCUCGGAUAUUCGUUUUGUAGAAUCGCAUCCAGAAACGUGUCCAGGAUCCUGCGCGAUUCCUUUACAAGAAUUUUCAGCUGUUUGUUGUUUUUAAAUUAAAUAUCUAUGGUUUUGACCCCCAUGGCACUCAUUUUUACAAUGUGGAUUACGGUUUUUAAGAUUUUAAUGCGUACGCUUACACAAUUUUAAUAUUUUUUAUGUGAUUGCAUGAUAAUAUAUCCGAGAGAAAAUUUAUGUGUUAUAACGCCAAAGUUUGUAAAUAUUUGUUUGGUGUUUUUGCCGGUGUUAGGAGUAUUGAUGUACCUUUUUCUUAAGUCUGUAAUUUAUUUUAAUGGUUCGUAGGGACAGAUAUUUUAUAUAUUUUUGUUAAUUUAGGUAGAAAAUUAGUCAUUCGCAGUAUUCUGUCUUCUCUUUGAGAAAAUGAAGGAUUUUAUUUCCUAUGCCAAAUUGAACUGAUAAAUUUAAAAACUUAUCUUCAACUUAUUUAAGUAAAAUUUGUAAUUAGUUAGAAAAAAGUCCCUAAAGAUAGGAUAUUCACUUUCUGCAUUAGAAAAUAUUUUUUACUAAAAAUAUUUCUGACUGCAUUAUUUGGAUAAGAAAUGAGUAUUCAUUAUAUUGGUAUAAUUUCGGAAAGUGCAUAUAAUUUUUAAUAUAAAUUAAAAGAAUAAAAUUCGGGGAGCAUUAUACUUGUAUUCGAUAUUAUUACAAUAUCAGUAGAAAAUAAUUAUUUUUUAGAAACAUUUAUAUGGUCUAUAAUAAAUUUUAUUUAAAUUUUAAUGGCUGAAAUAUAUAAUUGGGAAUUCAGAAGCAGCGAAUUUCGAAUUUAUAGGGAAAACUUUUGAGUGUCCCACAGACUGACGAUAGAAAAAUAAUAAUGUGAUUCUGAUUAGUAUAUUAGGGUUCCUAGCAUGGUUUUGUAUUAGUUUUCUAGUCGAUUUUUUAUCAAGUUUUGUUAUGCGAUGUAAAUGCCAGAUUUAUAUGAUCUUAAAUAAACAUUUUUUUCGUAUUAG